Molecule: messenger RNA, 870 nt
Organism: Dentiscutata heterogama
Lineage: Eukaryota; Fungi; Glomeromycota; Glomeromycetes; Diversisporales; Gigasporaceae
Source: the annotation of a GenBank genome assembly
AUGAAUCAAACUAGAGGUGUAAAAAAUGACUGCAUAUUGAUGGAUUCAGGAAGUGAUUAUAUGGUAUCAGACGAUGGUUUUUUGCCAAAAAAACUCAAAAAGAAGAAGAAGGUGCCACCACCACCUCCGCCCAUUAUUAAUAUACCUGGAUUUGUGCGUAUAAGUGGUGCAAGACAUAAUAUGGUUGUAUAUUUUGAGGAGCUGCGUCGUGACAAAUCAAGAAGAAAGAGGCAUGGUUCCUUAGUAGUUCAUGGUGCAAAAUACAUUAAAGAUCUGAUAGCAAAGGGACAUCAUAUAAAAAGCAUUGGAAUUACGGCACCAGAAGAUUUAAAGUCUGUUAAUGAUAUAGCUGGUCCAUCUAAAGAGGUUUUUCAAAACAUUAAUCAAUUCCCAGCAGAUCGUUAUUAUGUAACGAGUGUCGAAUGGACACGGAAAAUACUUGGCGGGGAAGCACGCGUUGAUAAUAGAGAAAUAUGGGCUGAACUUCCGUUUCCAAACAUUUCAUUUCCAAAAAAUAUUUCCAAAUUAUUGGUAUUAGACCAUGUAAUUGAUGGUGUAAAUAUGGGAAUGCUAAUUCGUGCUGCUGAUGCCUUGCGCUGGGAUGCUAGUUUUAUUAUUGCCGGUACUGUUGAUCUUUUUGACGAACAAGUAAUUCGAACAUCUCGAUGUACAUCUGUAACGUGGCCGUCAAAAACAGGAUUUUGGCAUGAUUUAUAUGCACUGACAAAGGAGCAUGAUUUAACACUGGUCAUAGCGGAUGCGAUGCCGCAUAAUAGAUCAAUCCAAAGCCAGAACAAUAUUUGUUUUUGGAAUCCGACCACACAAGAAAUUUAUAAUGAGAUACCGUCUUCUCGUAUUGCACUUGUGUGA